Molecule: messenger RNA, 3383 nt
Organism: Labrus bergylta (ballan wrasse)
Lineage: Eukaryota; Metazoa; Chordata; Actinopteri; Labriformes; Labridae
Gene: sema4ab
Product: sema domain, immunoglobulin domain (Ig), transmembrane domain (TM) and short cytoplasmic domain, (semaphorin) 4Ab
Biological process (GO): axon guidance; positive regulation of cell migration; neural crest cell migration
Cellular component (GO): plasma membrane
Molecular function (GO): chemorepellent activity; semaphorin receptor binding
Source: RefSeq, a predicted model, not a curated record
GAGCAGAUGGAGGAGGAGUGGGCUGGGGGAGGCUUUUGUUAUGAUAGUAAAGGCUGAACCUCGGUCAGCGGUUUCUCCUCACCGGGGUCACGUUUGGAGGAGAUUUUUUUUUUUUUAACCGGAGCGGAGAGAGGAGGGCGGAAAACUGCGGAUUCACUUCAGGAGGAGAAAACAGAGAGGAAACAAGUCUGCGGAAACAUCCAGUGAUGGUCGACUGUAGAAACCAGAUCAUGUGGCUUCAGCUACGAUCCCCCCCCCUCCCUUCACGCCUCGGGCCUUAGAUGUGACUGAGAUCAGCUGUGAUGGGGAUCCACAGCCUGCUGUCCCUCUCUGUGGUCCUGCUGAGCUGUGUGAGUCCGAGUGAGACCGGGCCGACUCCCAGAGUCUCCUUCAGUCUGGGGAGUCCUGGGAGACUUGUGACCCGCUUCAGCAGCCCUGACGUCAGUAACACCACCACCCUGCUGCUCAGCCACGACGGGGACUUGCUGUAUGUGGGGGCCCGGGACGCGGUGUUAGCACUGGAUGUUAGCAACGAGGACGCUAUCACACUGAGGAGCAAGCUGGACUGGAGUCCGUCAGAGAAAGACCUCGAACAAUGCUCCAUGAAAGGAAAGAAGAUGUCCGACUGUCCAAACUUCAUCCGAGUUCUGCAGUUCCUGAACAGCAGCCACGUCUACGCCUGCGGGACGUUCGCCUUCAGUCCACGCUGCACCUACAUUAACUCCGAGACGUUAACGAUGAGCCUGAAGCCCGACGAGGGACGAGGACGCUGCCCCUACGAUCCCUACCAACGCAACACGGCCAUCAUCGUGGAUGGCGAGCUGUACACGGGGACGGUGGCAGACUACCGAGGAAACAGACCCGUCAUCUCCAGACACCUGAGUGAGGGCCGGCGAGUCGACCUGAAGCUGGACGACACGUUGGGAUGGCUCGAGGAUCCGACCUUCAUCAGCUCCAGCUUCGUCCCUGACGAGGAGAAGAUUUAUUUCUUCUUCAGUGAGGUGGGCAGAGAGUACGACUUCAUCGACAAGUUCAUCGUCUCUCGGGUCUCUCAGAUCUGCAUGAGUGACGUGGGGGGCCAGCGGACCCUGCAGAGACGUUGGACUACGUUUGCUAAAGCUCAGCUGCUGUGUCAGGCCGACAACGAGCUGCCUUACAACGUCAUCCAGGACAUCGACACACUCGCGCCAGCAGAGGGCGCUCCGGCAGACGACACACUCUUCUACGGCAUCUUCACCUCCCAGUGGUCUGUAAACUCUGGACGCUCGGCUGUGUGUUCGUUCCGUCUGAGUGACAUCAAGUCGGUCUUCUCUGGAAACUACAAAGUCCUGAACCGGGACACGUUACAGUGGAGCACCCGGGUUCAGGAGAAGGUCGCCAAUCCAGGAGAGUGCGGCCUUCACAACGCGUCCGAUAACGCUCUACGUUUCGUCAAAGAGAACUUCCUGGCAGACGACAGCGUGCGGCCUGUGGGGAGGACUCUGACCAUGGUUUCUGCUGAGCACACAUACAGUCACCUGAGCGUGCAGAGGGUGCAGGCGGUGAACCAACGGGACUACACCGUGCUCUUCCUGCUCACAGAGUCUGGAUACCUGCACAAAGCGGUGCUGCUGCAGGCCGGGGCUCACAUCGUAGAGGAGGUUCAGGUGUUUGUGCAGCCGCAGCCCGUCAAGAGUCUGAAGCUCUCCACAGCGCAGGGAGUGAUCUAUGUGGGCACGUCCGAGGGGGUGGUCAGGGUCCCCACAGCCAACUGCUCUGCGUACUGGACCUGUCCUCAGUGUGUUCUGGCCCGAGACCCGUUCUGUGGCUGGGACCCAAACAGCAGGGCCUGCGUGAGGGUCUCCAACUCCAAAAGCAGUCUAGUUCAGGACGUGGACCGAGGGAACGUGGAGGAGGCGUGCAGCAGCGUGUCGUUAACACACAGAGCCAGAUUCAGCCCCAACAAACUGUCUGCAGCUUCGUGUCCUGCAGGUGAGCUGGUCUCGGUCUCUCUGAACGAGGUGGUCCGGCUGCAGUGUCCCCCGUCCUCCCGUCUGUCCCGGCAGCAGUGGGAGCGUCCCAACAGCCGUCUGUCCUCCGAGCUGUACCUGCACCUGGAGGACGGCAGCCUGAGCUUUGUGGCCACGCCCACCACGCUGGGUCACUACCUGUGCCUGUCCACGGAGAACGGCUUCCAGCAGACCGUGGCCAUCUAUCACGUCAGACAGAAGAGCAGCAACACGGCUCAGUCCCAGCCCAGCUCGCACCCUGUCACUCAGGCGGGGGCCCGACCGGGGCCCAGAUCGAAGCUCUCUGAGGGAACCUCAGAAGAAUCAGAACUGGGGAGGACUGAGCCCACACAGUCAAGCAGAGAUGCUCAGACCCCUACCCCACAGCAGGACAGAGACCCCGCCCUGUGGACUCAGGAGUCAGGGCUCAGAGGGACUAAGCUUUGGGAGGAGGGGCCCCUGAUGUCUGCACGGGGUCCCUCCUACCUGAAGGAGCUGGUGGUGGUGUCUGUGCUGCUGCUCCUGUGUGUCAGCCUGCUGAUCACCGUGCUGCUCUACACCUUCAGACAGCGCUGCCGCAGCCGCACCGCCCCCCAAGCGGGAACCCCCCCCAGAGGCCGCAGGACAUCCAUGGAGCAGGAGGCCCUCAGGGGCCCCUGUGCGAGCAAACGAAACGGGAAGACCCCGCACAGUGCACAGGCGGGGGUGCUGGUUAGUAACGGGGCUCUGACGGGGUCUAACGGACAUUUACCCAACACCCCCAUUUGACAGUUACACAAAACACACACUGAUACACACACUCACUGUUACACCUGAGAGGUGGGAGGAGCCUGUUACCACGGUGACUCUCUGUCAGUCCUGUUGGAGGUUCUGUUUAAAAGGCUAAGCUGUUUUCACACAUGUACUUAAAGCAGAAUGCAGCAAUGCUUCCUCACUUGCUUGUUCACACAUGCACCUCGCAGCGGGAGAUGAUUCCUGCUGACAGGGGGGGGGGCUGUUUUUUGUUCACACAGGAGUUUUGUGCAUGUGUGAAAGAACCGAACCACUAGAAUCUUGGUACACCUGUGAGGACACCUGUCAGUCAGAUGAACGAUGUUUAAAAUGUGAUGAACAAUCUGUGAAGGUACUUUGUGUUGUUCCACACACUGACUCAGUUCGUCUGCGCUGUAAAGUACGAGUUCACCUGACUGUAAGAGGUUUCAGAGAAGAAACUUUGAUAUGAAGCCACAAACUGAAGCCACAGUUUUCAGUCUCUUUUCAUGAGGUUAGUAAUUCUCAGGAGGUCAAAUGAACCAAAUGUGAAGACCGAUGUUACAUUUUUUUUAAACUCCCUCUGUGGAUUGUGAAAAUAAAGACGAGUCAGCAGCUGUUUUCAUCUCAGAAAUCUGACAAAAA